Molecule: messenger RNA, 1978 nt
Organism: Solea solea (common sole)
Lineage: Eukaryota; Metazoa; Chordata; Actinopteri; Pleuronectiformes; Soleidae
Gene: tram2
Product: translocation associated membrane protein 2
Exons: 11
Coding region: 86-1195 (369 amino acids)
Biological process (GO): SRP-dependent cotranslational protein targeting to membrane, translocation; protein insertion into ER membrane
Cellular component (GO): endoplasmic reticulum membrane
Source: RefSeq, a predicted model, not a curated record
CGAGCGAGAAAGUUAACUCCUGAACUUCGUAGUCAGAAAAAUUUGUGAUUUAUAAAAUAGCAGGAAAAAACGGCGGUGUGCUGACAUGGCAUUUCGCCGCAGAAACAAGAGCUAUCCUUUCUUCAGCCAAGAGUUCUUAAUUCAGAACCAUGCCGACAUCGUCUUCAGUUUUGUGAUUUUCAUUUUGAUUGGAUUGAUGUUUGAGGCAACAGCCAAGACGGCCAUACUGUUCAUUCAGCCUCAGUACAACGUCACCACACUGUCACCAGAGGGAGAGGUGACGCUGUAUCAUUACGGAUGGAAAGACGGCGCCACCAUCCUCUUCUAUUUCUUCAUUGCCGUCAUACUCCAUGCGGUUGUGCAGGAGUAUCUCCUGGAUAAAGUCAACCGGCGACUUCACCUCUCCAAAAGCAAGAAUACCAAGUUCAAUGAGUCGGGUCAGCUGUGCGUGUUCCACUUGGUUUCGAGUGUUUGGAGUUUUUACGUUCUCAUCACAGAAGGAUAUCUCCUGCAUCCCAGCAGCCUUUGGGAGAAUUAUCCCCAUGCACACCUCAGGUUUCAAGUGAAGUUUUUCUACCUCACUCAGUUGGCUUACUGGCUCCAUGCCUUGCCAGAGCUCUACUUCCAGAAAGUACGCAAGGAAGAGAUGCCUCGCCAGUUGCAGUACAUCUGCCUCUAUCUGCUGCACAUCUCUGCAGCCUAUUUGUUAAAUUUGAGUCGUGUGGGUGUGGUUCUCCUCUUCCUCCAGUAUCUAUCAGAGCUGGGCUUCCACAUUGCCCGACUUUUCUACUUCACUGACGAGAAUCAUCAGAAAAUGUUUGACCUGUGGGCGAUUGGCUUCGUGUUCACACGGAUGGCCACUCUGACCCUAAUGUUCCUGGCUGUCGGGUUUGGUUUAGCUCGCACCGAGAACCAGGGCCUGGACUUGGAGAUGGGCAACUUCAACACUUUACUGAUUAGGAUGACCGUUCUACUGCUGGUGUGUUUGACCCAGUCUUGGCUUCUAUGGAAGUUCAUCCGCUUCCAGCUCAGGCGCUGGAGGGAAUUCAGACACGAACAGGCCGUCCGCAAGAAGGCGGCGCCCAAACAGCCCCUACGGACACUUAAGAGAGACUCGCUUGGUCACCACGAAAAUGGAGUCCUUAAAGCUGAGAACGGAGCCUCUCCUCGGACCAAAAAACUCAAAUCACCCUAAGAGGAUGCACAGACUGACCUGAACCAAGUGGCCUUAACCCAGGCUAAGGCGUGUCAACAGCCUAACGGGGGGGAAAAACAGUGGUCACUGGCCACUGGGGGCCACUGGGGGCCUCUGGUUGACAACGUCCCGAGAUGCUAAAAAAGGGACUCGGUCGCUGCAGAUUUAGGCUUGAAUGCUGGACAAAAUGAAAUCCAAAAUCAUGAGCCCGACAGACAUUUACUCUUCUCAUCAUAUCAGUAUUUUUAUACACCCCCCCCCCCCACACACACACACACACAGACACACACACACAACAAAGCCUGCUAUCCCAUUCCUACGGAACACCGUUGUAUCCCUAAAGUGAACACCGUACGCGCGGCGGUGACGAACGUGUCCGCGCUCCUCCUCACACUUUAAAGUACUGUAUUUGUUUGUAGUGUUGUCUGAUAUCACAGCGGUCUGCCGCUCUGAUGCAUUAAAGAAGAAGGAAAAAAAAAAAGACAAAUGUUACAGAUGAACAAGAGGAGCUUACUGUAUGCCCCCGCCCCUUUUUGACCCUGUCAGAGAAAGGGAUUCAGGCCAAACAAUAGUGUUCUUCUGAUGAUUUACAUCUAAAAAAAACAGAAACAAACAGAAAUCCUACGAUUGUCACUGGUCACUUAACAGAUAAUGUAUCUAUCAAGUAUGUAUGUUGGAUAUUAUACUGUAGCAUGCCAUUCCAUGUCUCUUUGUUUUUGAUUUUUCUUUCUUUUUAACUGUUUUGUUAAUUACUUUAUUAAAUAAUGCAAUUUUCUGAAAGAA